Messenger RNA from Trichophyton rubrum CBS 118892, 2300 nucleotides. RefSeq lists its product as uncharacterized. The transcript is spliced from 5 exons. Lineage: Eukaryota; Fungi; Ascomycota; Eurotiomycetes; Onygenales; Arthrodermataceae. The record is from RefSeq and is a predicted model, not a curated record. Bases 670 to 1020 code for a protein of 116 amino acids.
AGAAAAGGCAAAGCGAGAGGAAGAGGUCGACCCCCUGCAGCCGGGCGAGGGAGAGCUUGUACUUGUCUAAAAGAAAUAUGGAUACAUGGGGGAUCACGGGCUCAGGACAUGGUCAUGACGUACUGGCGCCGGCGGGGUUCGUUGGUGGGAGCCGUUGCAGUCGAGGAUCAAGCGUUUGAAGGUCAAGGGGAGACGACGGAGGAUCUGCGAGACCGAUUCGAGAUGUGUCGAUCUUGUUAUGGAAAUGAAGCCAUCAAAAGGAGUCUUGUUAAGUUGUUAAGUGCAGCAGCUGGCCGUCUGUUCGAGUUGAAUUGAAUAAUGUGAAUAAUAACGCUUUGGAUAGAGACCCCGAUAUAACGCCUAGGCUUAUGCUUAGUCAUAGGCCAUGCAACGCGGGCGGCUCCUACUGUUAAGACAACAACAACAACAACAACAUCAAUACUAUCAACAAUCAACACCACCAACUGCUAGGACAACUAUCUAUCCACUGCUACAACUCGCUGUCUUGAUCCAUGUUCCCUCGAGAACAUAGGGCAGAUAGGCCUUUUUGGCCCUGCAGUUCAUAUUCCGACAUUAACACCAGCAUCAACGCCAUCACCACUAUCACCACUACCACGAUAACGAUAUGUCAAAGUCUGCCACUACACUGAAAAGGACAACAACACCAAGAUGGCCAGGCCCCCUCAAUUCCCCGAGUGGGCCCAAUGGGCUCAUUUUAUUCUGACAAUAUUUAUAUUUUUAGAAAAAGCUUUUAUUUAUCUAAGGAGGAAAUACUCAUACCGCCUGGUUACUGAUGAACAAGGCAAUAUUCGAGUCAGACAAUAUCAAGAUAAUAAUAACAACGGCAACGCAACCAAAAUGCCCCUCCAACCCCCCAUCUGGGCCCAAUGCCUUCACUUCAUUCUUACCAUUUUUAUAUAUUUAGAAAAGGCGUUUCUUUAUAUCGGACAUUACUGCCCGUAUCGUCUGGUGACAGACGAAAGAGGCUUUGUUCAAGUUAAAAAAAAAAAAACAAAAUAACAACAACAAUAAUUAAAAAACUGAUGAUUUCCGGGCGGGAGGGUGGGAGGGUGGGACCCCACCCUGGAGUUUUGCAUGUUUUUUCGGUGUUUGUUUUUGUUUCUCUAAAUAACUACAUGAAUAAAGAUUAUAUUUUUAUCCCUAUUUAUUUUUCCAACCUUGAAACAAAGGCAUCCGAUAUAAUGGGUAAGGCCACGGCCGAGGAGUUCGGGACACUGCUGGGCUGUCCUAUAUACUAUAAGGAAAGGUAAGGAAGGGAGACUGUGGGUAGCCUGUCCAAGGGGUCAAACACAGCGAGUUGCGACUCUUGAAUUGUUCAAGUCGAGAGAAUAACGAGUAAGUGUCUGCUUAUGGAUAUCUGAGUAUCUGGCAUUUUUUGGUCACCAUUCUCAGCAGGGUGGGCAGAGUGGGAGAGAGGGAUCUCCCUAUUUUUUUCGUGAGUGCUUCCUGCUUGUUUUUUUGGCAUCAAACAAUUUCACUUUCUUCAUAUCAAGUCAAGGUAGAUUACACGUGGCUACUAAGCCUAAUAUGGUAGGUGCCGUUUGUUCCGACGCACUUUUAUUGGUCAGUCUCAUUACGUAAGACGAACUCUUCCCCUAUCCGGGCUUGUAUCGUGUUGUCUCCUGCCCUGACUAGUUAUGACGACCAACUUCUCGACCUGCCAGCAUCAACUACGCUCUUCUACGUUUUACGCUGCUUAACAAGCUUAUGACCAAGGGACUAUUGAUACCAGAAAAUCAACUAAGGAAUGACGUGCAUGGAUUGCUUGGAAAUACACCCUAAUAAUACAUCGAAACAUGGGUAUGCUGUACACCCAGGCACCCAUACGAAUUUGAUACCACUCUCCCGGGCUCGUUUAAUGCCCUGCCGAUUAUUUGCCAAAUUGCUGCUUCAGGUCGUCCAUCAGCUUGUUGAUUUCCGUGGCGUUGCUGGUACCCUCCCGAUAGGCUGACCAGGGAUCAGAGCAUGCAGAACUAUUAAUAUACUUCUGCAGCUGACUGCCGCCUGCGGAAUUACGGCCGCCCGAAGACGAGGAUGGGAUAAAAGAGCUAUGGGAGGUCAAAUGUCAGUGAACUGUCCGCCAGAUAACCAAGGAAGAAGUGAAGAUUACCUGUUGUGUGGUUUGGAGUUUGAGGUCUGUGCAGUGUUGGAUUGAUGAGGCAUGCUACAAGGAGACGUAGCAGAAGAAGUUGCUGAAUUAUAUGGUAGACUCGAUGGACGACGGUGGAUGGUUGGUAAAACUUCUUUGCUGUGUUCAAAAUUCUGUUUUUUUUUUUUUU